Messenger RNA from Dendroctonus ponderosae (mountain pine beetle), 2656 nucleotides. It is a transcript of the gene Tmem18, whose product is annotated as transmembrane protein 18. The coding region runs from base 126 to 578 and encodes 150 amino acids. Lineage: Eukaryota; Metazoa; Arthropoda; Insecta; Coleoptera; Curculionidae. The record is from RefSeq and is a predicted model, not a curated record. The transcript has 4 exons. Gene Ontology annotation, cellular component: nuclear membrane.
CUUUAAUCUGUCGUUUGAAAACUGCCUGUCAAAUAUUAAAGUUACAAAGUCUUUUCAUCAAUAAACAAUAAUUGUUUAUUCCAGAUUGGUUCUAUUUCGUGUUUUUAGAAAGUGCCGGCUUUAGUAUGAGUGAUACAGAGUUUAUUGACAUUAGCAAAUUAGAGGGAUUUAUUGCAUAUCUAUCCAAUAUUGAAUGGCGAGACCCAUGGCUAAUAGGACUUUUCACAUUUCACUUAUCGAUUUGUAUGAUGGCCAUACUGACAAGAAAUUAUGGAAAUUUUCAGGCGCUUUUGUUUUUCUUCCUUUUACUGUUGGUAUACUUCUCAGAAAACAUCAACAAUUUAGCUUCGACCAAUUGGAAAAUAUUUUCACGGCAACAAUACUUCGAUAGCAAUGGUCUUUUCAUCUCCAUUGUGUUCUCCAUGCCGAUUUUGAUCAACUGCAUGUUAAUGGUCGGUAAUUGGUUGUACCAAUCAACUCAAUUAAUGACCACUCUGAAGACGGCACAACUCAAAGAGAAGCUGAGAAAAGAGAAGAGUCGAGAGAAACUGAUUAAGCAGAAUGCAAAGACGGAAUAAAGAGAUGUAAAAUGUUACAUGUAAGACUUAUUGAAUUGUUACCAUUAAAUUAAGGCAUAAUGUAACCGCGGUGGCAUAGAACUCCUCAAAGGAUUUAAUUUUUUAUAGAGUAUAACUAGCUACAUUUUUUGCAACACUUGAAAACUGCGUUUGGACAGCGUCUUAAAUAAUAUUUUAUAUUUUGUAAGGGUGUGAUGGGUUUUAGUUUAGUAAUUCAAUGCUAUAAUUAGUACAUACUUUGUUUAGAGAAAGUUUGGUUUUCCUAGAAGUUUUCAUCAGCCCUGAGCAAAAAUGUUCUAGGGGUUAAUAGCCAGAAUAACUUGCUUGAAGUGAUGUUUGUUGUGUUUCAUCAAUGCAGUAAGAAAAACAGGUUUCUAGUGUUGUAUACAAUAAACUUUCUUGUACGUUAUUAUAAGGCAAAUUUUGUUCCAAAUUGUUUUGCUUUAUAAACUCUCUGUUUUCAUAAGUCGGUAUUAAAAAUGUGCAAUGAAGUGCAUUAAAAGCGACAAAUUUAUAAUCACAUUAAUUAAGGCGCUAAUAUUUUUUAUAUACUAAGGAGAGAUGAUUGUAAAUAGCCGCACUAAAAUAUCGAUUGUUAAUAUUGUAUAUUAUAGAACAAAUUUGAAGUGUAUAUAUUGGUGACAUUGUGGUGCAGUCGCUUCGAUUUAUAUGGGGAUUGCAUAUCAGUGAUGAACUUUUUAUUUAAUUUUUUAUCUCACUAAUUGAUGAUAUUAUCAAUGGAUUGAUACAGCUUCAACUCUCAACACUUCAGUUUAACACCGGUGAGGACUUUUUUAGACCUACUUGGUUUCUAAAUUGAAAUUUUGUGCCAUUUCUACUUAAAUCAGAUUAGUUUUAGGUUUUGGCUAUUUGUGGGUUGGUCACUUCUGCUUAUUAACAUUUUAUUCGAAUGAUGGAUGUAUUGUUAUAAAUGGCAUGCAGACUUGCAACUGUACCGUUCGCAGUAUGGGAAGAAUGCUUUUACUAUUUUCUUUCUAGUCUCAGAGCUUUAGGGCUACUUACUAUUUAGAAAAAAAACUAAAAAAAUUGUUAGUUUGUAGACGAAUUUUAUUAAGACCUAUUGUUUUGUUGUUCCUUAAAUGAUGUUUUUACUGUUUGUGAGGUGUGCGACCAGGCACUAUUGCACAGUUGCAUAAAGCUUACAUUAUGAAUUGAAAGUAAUUUUUCCGAUAUUGUUUUUUUAAGUAACAUGGAAAAUUUAAUAAAAGCGUACUAAAAAAUGGUUUGUUUCCAUAUUGAAGUUACGAAACAAACCUGUCUUUUUUUGGUAAAAUGCCGAAAUGAUCUCAAAUGGGUUUAUCGAAUAACAGGCCUUUAAAAAUUUGCUUGAUUUGCUCGCAGCUUUUGUGAGUAGAAACGUAUUUUGAAUGACUGGAGAGUAUUUAGUAUUAAUUAAGUAAAACUACUUCUUAAAUGAAGCAAUUUAUUGCAUUAAAUUAGCCAUUUAUGAAGGGAGAGGCACAAACAAACAAUGUGAGAGGAGGUUUUUUCGAUUUGAACACUGUGCCAAAUUAGUUAUACUUAUAUCUAAAUGGCCAACAUUCUUAGAUAUUCUUCAAUAGAAUUAGCCAAUUGAAUUUUAUUGAUAUUUUAUGAUUACAUGGAAAAAUACUGCUGAACUCAGAUACAUUCCAGCGUAGAUACUGAACUGAGCAAUGUUAAGAGAAUUUUUCUGGAGGAAUAAUCAAAUUUAUUUGGAGCCGGAUUAAUGACUUAAAUUUGUAUGCUAGGAAAACUAUAGCACAAUAGGGUAGCUUACAAUGUGGUUCUGUCUACAAAAAUUUUCAUAUCGGGUUAAGUUUCUUGCAAAAAAGGGAAGCAUCAUGUAUAACGAAAAUUAUAUUAUUCCAAAAUUUGACCGCAAGCAUCUUUGAAAGUUCAAUUAUCAUAAAAUGAUCGGUUUUAUCAAUUCUUGAAGCAUUUUGUUUUCCUUUAUUUGUCUGAAGAGAAAAAAUAACCGCCUUUAUAAAGUUGCGUUUUAAGAAAAAACAAAGUAUGUUAAUUUGAACCCUUGUAUUUUAGCGUACAAACAUGUAAAAAACAUAAGAAAAUUGAAA